Messenger RNA from Paramisgurnus dabryanus, 1993 nucleotides. RefSeq names its product regulator of calcineurin 1a (gene rcan1a). The record is from RefSeq and is a predicted model, not a curated record. Gene Ontology annotation, cellular component: cytoplasm; nucleus. Gene Ontology annotation, biological process: calcium-mediated signaling. NCBI's taxonomy places the organism in Eukaryota, Metazoa, Chordata, Actinopteri, Cypriniformes, Cobitidae. Gene Ontology annotation, molecular function: calcium-dependent protein serine/threonine phosphatase regulator activity; nucleic acid binding.
AAAAGGCAUAGGGUGAAAGAAUUGCAGUCAUUUGAAGCUUUAAAGACGCUUGAGCGGUGCGUUCAGCAGCCUAGCCUUUUUCCAAAGAUUCAAUUUCUGCAAAGCAGCUUCACGUGGAUGCUUUACAUUCCAGGGUUACAUUUGUGCAUCGACCUUGUUUGGCUCUCAACGCUUAAGGAUCUGUGCUGGCGGUGUCUUGCGUCAACUGCAGUCCCUGCUUUGACAGAAAGAAAGGAAGAAAAUCGAAAAUUGUUUUCUUAAGCAGGCAUCAUCCGUGCCCUCACACUGGGGAAGGCAAAUCGGACGCGUCUCAGCCCCUCCUGCCCUUUACAUUCUCUGACCUCUCAAGACCUCAGGAGGAUCCGCCAACGGGUAUCAGUCAUGCAUCUGAAAACCAUGAAGUGCAACCCUUUCUGCCUUAUCGCAUCCUUAGAGGAUUCGGAUGUGUUUAACAGACCCGAGGAAAGGACCAGUUUUGAGGAACUGUUCCGUGCCUUUGACCAAAACGUCACCUUUCAGUUCUUCAAGAGUUUCCGUCGGGUGAGGAUUAACUUUAGCAAUGCUCUGGCAGCGGCGGAGGCCAGAGCUAAACUUCACAAAAGUGACUUCAAUGGGAGAGAAGUGCGACUUUGUUUUGCACAGUCUGUGCAUAUUGGCAGUCCACGCCUGGAACCUCCUAAACCAGACAAGCAGUUUCUCUUAUCGCCUCCUCCAUCACCUCCUGUUGGUUGGGAGCAGGCCAAGGACUCCACACCCGUCAUAAACUACGAGCUUUUGUGUGCCAUCGCCAGACUUGGGCCAGGCGAAAAGUAUGAACUCCAACCAGGAACCCCCACUACGCCCAGUGUGGUCGUACACGUUUGCGAGAACGACCAGGACAGCUCUGAAACCGAGAAGGACAUGGAGGAAGGCAGACGUGCUCGUCCAAAAAUCAUCCAGACCCGCCGUCCCGAAUACACGUCUUCUGUCAAGCAGUGAGCUUCGGGAUCCUCUCAUUGUGCCAUAACUUUUACUUUACUGUUACAAGGGCCCUCCGGGGGGAGGGGGGUUCUCCAUGGCAUGCAGUCGGACGCCACUAGAGGACGCCUUAAGACCGAGCUCGGCCCUGUUCAGGGGGACGAAGCGUCCACCAUCUGACAAGGGAAGGGGUUCAUUGCAUGACUUCAUUGGUAAAAUGACUCAUUCUCUGAGUAUCUUAGUGAUUGAGAACAUGAGUCUACUUUAGUGUAUUUUUUUUUUGUGUAGCUUGAGAGGCAUGUUGUGUCCCAGUCAGUGGGUGUGCUGUUUUUAUGAUUAAGUUGUGUUGCCUUUAGUGGUGCUUGACAUUUACAGGCUCAUGUUUAAAUAAAUGUCUCAGAUACGUAUGAGCACUGCAAGAUUGUUGCUCAGUAUUUGAGUGAGAUACUGGAACUUGAAUGAGACUAAAUGCUUGACUGUACAAUUUGAGUUUUGUAUUGUUGUCCUCAUGUGACGUUUCAAAUCUUGUUCCACUAUGUGCCUCAACAUUUUCCAAAAUAACGCGUAACUUAAUAAUGUAGUAUAAUAACUGGGUCACAUCAUUUAUUCAGCUAGAUCUUUUAUUUAUCAAUUUUUUGUGCUUUAAUUUUCAACUUGUUUGGGGAAAAGUGGGUUUUGAUUCCUUUAACAAAACUGACUUUAUUUCUAAAAGACUGACAUCUUAACCUGCUCAAAGUUUCAUUAGGCAUGAUUUUCAGUUUCAUGCACUUCUGAUAUUUCAUCACAUAGGACCAUAACACUGUAACUUAGUUUUCAGUCUUUAUGGAGGACUGUUACGCUAUUUACCAGAAAGAGCACAAAUUUUUGUUAUUAAAUUAGCUUAGUAAUGUAUUUCUGAAGCCUUCAAUUGUUUGUUAUGUAUAUAUGAAAUAUGCUUUUAUUUUUAAACUUAGUUUUGAAAAUGUUACAGAUUUGGCAAUAGCUUGGGUGUUUGUUCUGUCAUACAAAAAUGAUAAUAAAAACAGGCAUUUCAUGA